AUGGAUAACGCAUCGAUCAACAGCCAAAUCCUGCGAAUCGAGGGGUUUGAAAUCUCCGCACAAUUUGUGUACCCUUUAUUUUUCCUGAUGCUGUUUGUCUACCUCGCCCUUGUAGUCUCCAACAUUGGAGUCCUUGUUCUCAUAAUCACAGAGAGAGGCUUGCACCAGCCCAUGUACCUGCUGUUCUGCAACCUGUCCGUGAACGAUCUGAUCGGAAACACGGUCCUGAUGCCUCGUCUGAUGUCGGACGUGGUCUCGCCCGAGCGCUACAUCUCGUACAGUGAGUGCGUCCUGCAGGCGUUCUGCAGCCACACGUUCGGGUCCGCCUCCCACAUGAUCCUCAUCAUCAUGGCCCUGGACAGGUACGUGGCCAUCUGCCACCCUUUGAGGUACCCCUCCCUAAUGACCACCAGGACCGUGGUGAAGCUCUCCGCCACCGCCUGGGGCGCCUCGCUCUUCCUGGUGUCCGUCUUGCUGGGCCUCACCAUCCGGCUGUCCCGCUGCAGGUCCACCAUUUUGAACGCCUACUGCGACAACGCGUCCCUGUUCAAGCUGUCCUGCGAGGACGUGACGGUCAACAACAUCUACGGGCUGUUCUUCACCGUGGUGCUGUUCGCGUCCUCCAUGGGCAGCAUCGCGGUCACCUAUUUCAGGAUCGCCGUCAUCUGCUGGACCAGGAAGAGCAAGGAGCUGAACAGCAAGGCCGCGCAGACCUGCGCCAGCCACCUGGUGCUGUACCUCAUCAUGCUGUGGACGGGCUUUUUGACCAUCAUCCUGCACCGCUUUCCCAACUACCCCGACCUGAGGAAACUGGCGUACAUUUUGUUUCACGUCGUUCCCGCCAACUUGAACCCCAUCAUCUACGGGCUCCAGACUAAGACCCUCAGAAAGAAAAUUGUGCAGAUUUUCAAGACCAAAGUGACCCAGUCUUAA
Messenger RNA from Anguilla rostrata (American eel), 933 nucleotides. RefSeq names its product olfactory receptor 52E4-like. NCBI's taxonomy places the organism in Eukaryota, Metazoa, Chordata, Actinopteri, Anguilliformes, Anguillidae. Gene Ontology annotation, molecular function: odorant binding; G protein-coupled receptor activity; olfactory receptor activity. Gene Ontology annotation, cellular component: membrane. Gene Ontology annotation, biological process: detection of chemical stimulus involved in sensory perception of smell; G protein-coupled receptor signaling pathway. The record is from RefSeq and is a predicted model, not a curated record. The coding region runs from base 1 to 933 and encodes 310 amino acids. The transcript has a single exon.